Messenger RNA from Chanos chanos (milkfish), 702 nucleotides. RefSeq names its product FEV transcription factor, ETS family member (gene fev). The coding region runs from base 1 to 702 and encodes 233 amino acids. Gene Ontology annotation, biological process: regulation of transcription by RNA polymerase II; cell differentiation. The record is from RefSeq and is a predicted model, not a curated record. Gene Ontology annotation, molecular function: sequence-specific DNA binding; DNA-binding transcription factor activity, RNA polymerase II-specific. Gene Ontology annotation, cellular component: nucleus. Lineage: Eukaryota; Metazoa; Chordata; Actinopteri; Gonorynchiformes; Chanidae. The transcript is spliced from 3 exons.
AUGAAAGCGUUCCCUUUCAGAGCUGCAGGCAGAAUGAGACAGCACACCGGGGAAAACCUAAUGUUUAACAUGUAUCUCUCAGACCCCACAGAAAAUCUGUUGAAAGAAAGUAAAGGCUCUGCAUGGAGUCCCAUCACUGCGGGAGUGCAAAAGGGGAGCGGCCAAAUUCAGCUGUGGCAGUUUCUGCUGGAGCUCCUGUCAGACAGUUCGAACAUGUCAUGCAUUGCAUGGGAAGGGACAAACGGAGAAUUCAAGCUGAUUGAUCCUGAUGAGGUGGCCAGGCGAUGGGGAGAGAGGAAGAGUAAACCGAAUAUGAACUAUGACAAACUGAGCCGCGCACUUCGGUACUACUAUGACAAAAACAUUAUGACCAAGGUGCACGGAAAGCGCUACGCCUACAAGUUUGAUUUCCAUGGACUGGCGCAAGUGUGUCAGCCUUCGUCGACAGAACAGACGUUGUAUAAAUUCCAGAGUAAUUUCGCACCCAUUCCAUUCUCAGGUAUUUCCAAGCUUAAUCUGGUAGCUCCAGGUGUCGGACCGUCUGGGCUCUCUUACUGGACCGGAUCCACACCAACUCUUUACCAUAGCCACAAUCUCCAACCACCGGGGCCGUUUGGCCCAGUUUCUGCAUCACACAUCAGUUGCGUUAACAAUAUCAACAGCAUAAGUAAUCUGAAUAGCAUUAAUAAUCACUACAACUGA